AUGGCAAACCUGCAAAAUUUAGUCAAAGGAUUUGCAACAAUAGACAACUUGGCACUUGUAAAUGUUGAGGGAACUGGAAUGGCCGGUGUUCCAGGUACAGCAAGUGCUAUUUUUAGUGCAAUCAAAGAUGUUGGAGCUAAUGUUAUCAUGAUAUCUCAGGCUAGUAGUGAGCAUUCUGUAUGCUUUGCUGUCCCCGAGACGGAAGUAAAAGUUGUUGCCGAGGCAUUGCAAUCAAGAUUUCGUCAAGCUUUGGAUAAUGGGCGUCUUUCUCAGGUUGCAAUUAUCCCAAAUUGUAGCAUUUUGGCAGCUGUUGGCCAGAAAACGGCAAGCACUCCUGGAGUUAGUGCUCACCCCCGAGACAUUGAUUAUCCCCGCUCUAGAAAAAUUGCAGGUAGCAUAGGUGCCUUCCUUAUGAUGGAUAUGGCUCACAUAAGUGGACUCGUUGCUGCAUCUGUGCUUGCCGACAUCUUUGAGUUUUGUGACAUUGUGCCCACCACAACCUGUAGUCACCGCAUCAGUUGUUGA
Messenger RNA from Lathyrus oleraceus (garden pea), 525 nucleotides. RefSeq names its product bifunctional aspartokinase/homoserine dehydrogenase 1, chloroplastic-like. The transcript has a single exon. The record is from RefSeq and is a predicted model, not a curated record. Lineage: Eukaryota; Viridiplantae; Streptophyta; Magnoliopsida; Fabales; Fabaceae. Gene Ontology annotation, biological process: L-homoserine biosynthetic process; aspartate family amino acid biosynthetic process. Gene Ontology annotation, molecular function: homoserine dehydrogenase activity. Bases 1 to 525 code for a protein of 174 amino acids.